AGGCUACGUCACAGGGAAUUUCCAGUAAGGAAGUUAAGCUGUCUAUUCAAACGUCGAGUUGAUCUUGGCAUGAUUUACUGUGAUCAUACGCGACAGGCGAUUAAAAUCGAUUGAUCGAUGUGCCUUUUAACCUCAGUGGGCCUUCUGCAUAUCCAUGUCUAGCAGACGCAACAAUCAUCCUGAAUAAGGAAACUACCUUGAACUGACUGUCUAUGUGCUUACAUUAGUUGACUUCAGCGCAACAUGGAGAAAUAAGCUGUAACAAAUAAGAAAACUUGACUCGGAAUCCCAGAUCCCAGCUGUUUGAUGUUGAUCCUGAACCUCGAAUAUCUGUCAGGAAAGUGCUGCUGAACUUCCUACUUCUGCCUCAGAGGCCAAAUGCACAUUUCAGCUCUCAAGGACUAUUGAUUAACUGGUUUGGGAAUCAUGGCUGGAGAGGACCCAUACCAUGCAGGGUUCAUGGAACAAAUUGAGUUCCCUAACGACACAAUGUGGAUGACCAUGGACCCGACACCAUUUCAGGGCAUUCACAACAAUAAUGUUAUGAGAACAGUUGACGGACCUUGUCUGCGAAUCAUCGAACAACCAAAACAGAGGGGCUUCAGGUUCCGCUAUGGUUGUGAAGGCCCCUCCCACGGCGGACUCCCAGGGGCCUCCAGUGAGAAGAACAGGAAGUCUUACCCACAAGUGAAGAUCUGUAACUACCAGGGAGCAGCACGAGUGGUUGUUCAGCUGGUGACCAACUCUCCGGACCCCCAUCUCCAUGCUCACAGUCUGGUGGGCAAACAGUGUGAUAAAGGAAUCUGCAUUGCCGACUUGCAGCCCAAAGAUUCAGUUAUCAGUUUUCCUAACUUGGGCAUUUUGCAUGUGACAAAGAAGAACGUAAGUAAAGUUUUGGAGGAGAGGAUGAUUGAGGCCUACAGGAUGGGAUAUAACUACGGCAUAUCCAUUCAUCCUGAAAUAGAUGGCCUACAGGGAGAAGUCCGCAUUCCCAGAGAAAUCACAGAUCCUGCGAGGGGCCUGAUUAGCAAUGCAGCCAAUCAACAGUCGAAAGAGAUGGACCUGAGCGUGGUACGGCUCAUGUUCACAGCCUUCCUGCCCGAUAGUGAUGGAGGGUUCUCCCGCAGACUGGAGCCGGUCAUUUCAGACCCCAUCUUUGACAGCAAAGCCCCAAAUGCCUCCAAUCUGAAGAUAGUGCGGAUGGAUCGGACUGCCGGCUGUGUGACGGGAGGAGAGGAGGUCUAUCUACUAUGUGACAAAGUCCAGAAAGAUGACAUUCAGGUGCGGUUUUAUGAAGAUGAUGAUUCAGGUCUGACCUGGGAGGCCUAUGGGGAUUUCUCUCCCACUGACGUCCACAGACAGUUUGCCAUCGUCUUCAAGACACCUAAAUAUCGGGACCAGAACCUCCAGAAGCCCAUCUCUGUGUUUGUGCAGCUCAAGAGGAAGUCAGACAAUGAAACGAGCGAACCUAAGCCAUUCACCUACCAUCCACAGAUUAUAGACAAAGAAGAAGUCCAGAGAAAGAGGCAAAAGACCCUGCCAAAUUUCCAGGACUACAGUGGUGCAGGAGGCGGAGCUGGAGGCAUGUUUAGAGGAGGAGGGGGUGGGUCGACAGCAGGGGGCGGCCCCAGUGGAGGAGGAGGACAUUUCUUCCAGGGAUAUCCAAAUUAUAACAAUUUUGGGUCUGGAUACAACUUCUCCUCAGGCAUGGGAGGAGGCGGGAACACCAUCAAGCAUACAUGUCAAGACCCAGUAGAAGACAGCGAUGAGGAUAGCGACAGUGAUACGGAUGAUGAUCCCGCUUCAGGUGGAGUGGUGCGAAUUUGUGCACAACAUGAACUUGUUCCCCUGAAUCUGGGUGUGGCGAGUGAUGAUACGCAGCCUACAGAAGAUCUUGAGUUAGACGCCACAGGCUAUGUGUUAGAGUCACAUUUGGCUGAACUAGCUGGAAGACAGGCUCAAGCUCUCUUUCAUUACGCAUUAAGUGGUGAUGCUAGAAUGCUUUUGGCUCCACAGCGCCCCCUCAUGACCACUCAAGAUGAGAACGGAGACACGGGUUUACAUCUGGGAGUGAUCCACAGUCAGACAGAUGCUGUGCGAAAUCUAGCUCAAGUCAUCUCUGCUCUCCCUGGAGAGGAUGUACUCAACAUGAGGAAUGAUCUCUACCAGACUCCUUUGCACCUAGCAGUGUUGACGCAGCAGACAGAGGUAGUCGAGGCCUUAUUGGAGGCCAAGGUGGAUGUCACACUGACAGAUCGCCAUGGAAACACGGCACUUCACCUAGCGGCUCAACAGAAAGAGGAAAACAUGCUGCGAUUGCUGCUAAAGCACAAGUCAGUGGCGCAGUUAACUAACAUCCCCAACACAGCAGGUCUCUGUCCGCUCCACCUGGCUGUAAAGGCGAACAGUUUGAGUUGUGUUCGGGCCCUCCUGGAUGGAGGGGCAGAUGUAGAGGUUCAGGAGCUUACAUGUGGCCGCACAGCACUCCAUCUGGCCACAGAGCUGGGCAACCUUUCCCUAGCGGGCUGCCUUCUGCUGGAGGGUGAUGCAUAUGUAGACAGCGUCACCUAUAACGGCUCCACUCCUCUGCACAUUGCUGCAGGACGAGACUCAAGCAAACUGAGCGCACUUCUAAUGGCUGCGGGAGCAGAUCCUCAUAAGGAGAACUUUGAACCACUGUUCUUUAAAGAUGAUGAGCUGUGUGGCACAUGUGAGGAUGAGGAGGAGGAUGAAGGCUAUAUUCCUGGGACGACCCCUCUGAACAUGGCAAUUUCCCCAGAGGUGUAUGAUAUUCUCAAUGGAGAAGAGUAUCAGCCCACCACCAUUGUCGUUCAGCCGCAAGGUGACAUGAAUAGCUUGAGCUCUGACACAAAGCAGGAGCUGUGCCAGGCACUGGAGGGGCAGACAGAAGGCUGGGAGAGUCUGGCUCAUGCUCUGGGCCUUGGUAUCCUGACCAGUGCCUUCAGACUCAGCUCCUGCCCUGCUGGAAAGCUGCUGGACAGCUACGAGGUGUCUGGUGGAACGGUGCAUGAGCUGGUGGAGGGACUGAAGCAUAUUGGGAACAGCAGUGCUGUCAGUUUACUCCAGGCUGUGUGUAAGGAGACUGAAGCUGUCCAGACCACGCCUCAGCUCACAGGUCCAGGGCUCUGUAAGUCCAUUCAGGGUUUGACACUGGGCCCCCAUCAGGAGGAGAGUGGGAUAUGCGACAGCGGGGUGGAGACUUCUUUCUAGACCCACAGCCUUGGUUUCGCCGACUCCAAACACAAUCGCACAAGCUGAGGCCUGACCCUAAAGACCAGCUUCUCCCUCCUCACUACAGCAGCAGUGCCACUCAACUUCAGGACACGCCUCCAAAAUCUUUGAUGGGCGACCGCCCACUGUGGAUGCUCCUCAGCCACACCCAAAAUGCAAAUGAACUCUGAGGAGUCCUUAAGCUGGGGACUUCUCUGGCAAUGGGGAUUUUCUUCCCUUUUUUUUUUUUUUUUUAAGCUUUUAAAAUGAAUAAUACCAAAAAGCACUUAUUUGAACAUUUUAUUUUUCCUUUUAUAAGAGCUAUACUGUCUUGGUCAUUUUUUUAAAUUUCCAAAGUGGCUGUUUUUAUUUGUGGUUAAGCUGAGCAAUGACGUCUAAAGCCCAGAUGUUACAUCAAGAAACUAAUAUUUAGGUGGUUUACGAUGUCUUGCACAUUAUUUAGAUUCUCAGGCCUGAUUUGCAAAAAAAAAAAAAAAAAAAAAAAAAAAAAAAAACAUUUAUUGCCUGAAUUGUUUAUAAAUACAUUUUUUUUUUUUUUACGUCUGGUUUGUUAAGUCUGGCCUCAACUAUUUGUUUCCUUUGUUAAUAAAUAUUAACAAACAAUCUGAUUUAAGAAUGGCAUCUUCAGUUUAGAUAACCUAUUAUGCAGACUUCCUCAAAGUCAUUUGCUUACAAACGGUUUUCAUUUGGAGCUGCAAUGCAGUGACAUACAGGAAGAGGUCUACUGGAUUAUUAUGACCCUCUGGACCAAUCGAAUCUGUUGGAUGAUGGAAAAAGCUCUUCCCUUUAUAAAAGACCCUCCAAAAAGAACUGUUCUGCUGCCAUCCCUCACCCCUUCAGCUGUUAUUUGGGUUGGCAAUGGAAUUUAUUUCGCAUUUAGUGGUGCUACCUGUAAUUUCUCAUUUUUGCUCACGGGUUCUGGAAAAAAAAUCAUAAGCUUUGAGAGAAUAUUUUCUCUUCCACUUGUUUGAUUGAUUAAAAAAACACGAGGGUCAGUCCUGAGCAGUGAUUGAAGUGUGUUUGACUAGAUUUUGAUGGAACGUGUGUGUAUGUGUGAGAGAGAGAGAGUGACUUUAAGGAGCUUUACGGAAUGUGUGUGAGGAUUGCUUCAACCAGAUGCCUCAAGUGCCCUUUAUGAAAUAUUUGUAGUUACAUUUUUCUUGCUUUAAAAAAAGUUAAAUCUCAUUCCCUUCUGUUGUGUGUGAACUCAGGCUGAGGCUGUAUAAGUAUCACUGAGAUAAUAUGCUGAUCCAAAUCAGGUGUCUUUCUUUUUGCUUUGUGAAAUGUUCUAAACAUGGCCUACGACCUUUGAACUGACUUGGGGACUUGCGUGUCUCCAAAAUGCUUUUAGCUGCCGUAAUAUUUUCAUACUAUAGUGAAUAAUGUUAAAAAGAGCAACAAAACCAUCCAAAACCCCAGACUAAAGGUUUGACAGGCACUGUAAUGUAUUUUUGGCUGUAAAUUGGUAUUUAUGUCUGUACCCUGUGAAUCAGUGUUGUACAGAGGGAAAAUUGUGUGUGCUUUGUAACUGGUUUUAUUGUGAUACUUUUAUAAUAAAACGAUUAAUUGUGUA
Megalobrama amblycephala (Wuchang bream) is the source of this 4825-nucleotide messenger RNA. RefSeq names its product nuclear factor of kappa light polypeptide gene enhancer in B-cells 1 (gene nfkb1). Gene Ontology annotation, molecular function: DNA-binding transcription factor activity, RNA polymerase II-specific; RNA polymerase II cis-regulatory region sequence-specific DNA binding; protein binding. Gene Ontology annotation, cellular component: cytoplasm. Gene Ontology annotation, biological process: canonical NF-kappaB signal transduction; response to cytokine; cellular response to stress. The record is from RefSeq and is a predicted model, not a curated record. The coding region runs from base 427 to 3231 and encodes 934 amino acids. Lineage: Eukaryota; Metazoa; Chordata; Actinopteri; Cypriniformes; Xenocyprididae. The transcript is spliced from 25 exons.